AUGUUGCAUAUAAACAAAGAAAAGCACAUCGAGGCGUGCAAAGCAUACGGAAAUGAAGUACUGAAUUACUCUGUUGCCGAAGUUCACUGGCAGCUAACGCACCGCCGUACCUGUCAACCGGACGGGGACCAAAAGAUAGCAGAAGGCAAUUGCGGCUGCCCUCCUCGACCGACCUUGAGCGCUCCUAAGCCGGUUCUUGGGAGCUGCAUGACCGAUGAAGGCGAGGUGUAUUCACUUUCCAAGCUGCUGAAGAACGACUUGCACUGGUGCCCGGAUAAAGAAAGUGGUGAUGUUGCUGCGUAUUAA
This is a messenger RNA of Blastomyces gilchristii SLH14081, 306 nucleotides long. RefSeq lists its product as uncharacterized. The transcript has a single exon. NCBI's taxonomy places the organism in Eukaryota, Fungi, Ascomycota, Eurotiomycetes, Onygenales, Ajellomycetaceae. The record is from RefSeq and is a predicted model, not a curated record. The coding region runs from base 1 to 306 and encodes 101 amino acids.